Molecule: messenger RNA, 3118 nt
Organism: Archocentrus centrarchus (flier cichlid)
Lineage: Eukaryota; Metazoa; Chordata; Actinopteri; Cichliformes; Cichlidae
Product: von Willebrand factor A domain-containing protein 7-like
Exons: 19
Coding region: 116-3118 (1000 amino acids)
Source: RefSeq, a predicted model, not a curated record
UUCUGUGUUACUCAAGAAACCGAGCACUUAGUGCAAUCAUCAAAAGCCAACCAUCUGAAUCCUACUCGGCUGAUAGUCAAAAACAGCCAGCUCUCAGAGUUCAACACUCUCCAUCAUGGCUGUGAGACACGCAGUCAUGCUCCUGGUGGCAGUUUUCCUCUUCCUGCCAGGUCUCACACAUGGCUUCCACACAGCUUUUUCUACUAGUGCAAAUCAUCGUGACAUCACCAAAAGGGCAGUUCUCAGAAAGACAGCUGAGGUCUGCCGAGACCUUGCUGCUGCUGGUGGACGCGACUUUAACCUGAAUAUUGAUGACAACCUGUCAGUUAGUCAGGUGCAAAGGGCCUGUUUCACCUCGUCCACCUCCACUGCUCUGCUCUCUACCGACAUCUUCGAAACUGCCCUUAGCGCGAUCUAUGGUAGCAAUGAAAAAGUGGAUUUCUCACUGGUAGAUGUACCUGAGUUCCAUUUUCACAGUGAGGCCUUCCUGGGAGGACGAGAUAUCAUCACAAAAAGCAUGUCUGUCCUGAAGGCUAGUGUGAAGUCAGAGAACUUUGUUACUGCAAGGGAGAUUCUUGGACAAAUUUGUCACAUAAUUCAGGACUUUUACAGCCACAGUAACUGGGUGGAGCUGGGGAAAACCACUCCUUACACCACUCUGAUCAAACCAGAUCAACCUUUUGAAAACUUGGCAGGUCCACGUACUUCAACCUGUAAGAGCUGUACGGGAGAUGUUUGUGCUGACAACAUUUUGCCUGAAGUGCUGAAACAGGGCCUCCUGACCUCAGGCUAUUUUAGCAGCUUCUUUUCAUUGAAGCCUGAUGGUAAAUGUAGUCAUGGUGGGUCACUUGACAAGACAAGCAAAAGGGACCCAGUUGGGGGCAUCAAUAAGGAUUCUGUUGAUUCAAGUCAUGGCACAUUUCACCAAAAAGCAGCUAAUCUGGCAGUGGAUGCCACUAUGCAACUGUUGGAAGACAUCAGACUAGCUGUUGGAGACAAGAACUUUCUGCGAUUGAUGGGCCUCUCCCACUCCUAUGCACUGUGUUUUGUCAUUGAUACUACAGGCAGUAUGAGUGACGACAUUGCUGCAGCAAAGAAAGUUUCCUUUGAUAUAAUUGACAACAGCAAAGGAACACUACAGGAGCCCUCUGAAUACAUACUGGUACCUUUCAAUGAUCCAGACUUUGGGCCUGUGAUUAAGACAACUGAUGCAACCAACUUCAAAGACCAAAUCAACAGGCUCACUGCGUCUGGAGGAGGGGACGAACCAGAGAUGAGCUUGUCUGGCCUGCAACUUGCUCUGACAUCAGCUCCACCAUCCUCUAAAAUCUAUGUCUUCACUGAUGCCUCAGCCAAAGAUUCCCACCUGAAAAGCACCAUCAAUGCCCUUAUAGAGAGAACCAAGUCUGAGGUAACUUUCCUACUGACAAAUGUUCUAGCCGUUCGUCGGCGCCGCAGUAGUGAUGGUCAAGGUUUGUCAUCUCGUGCACUGUCCCAGUCAAAUACCCAGCUAUAUCGUGACCUAGCUCAAGCUUCUGGAGGUCAGGCCAUUGAAGUCCCAAAGUCAGCUCUUUCCCUGGUCACGGCUGUUAUAAAAGAUUCAUCAGCUGGUGCUGUGGUGACAGUUUUCCAGGUAGCAAUGGAUCCUGGACGGCCUGAUAAUUUUAACUUUACAGCUGAUUCAUCAAUAAACAUGAUCGUUUACAUCACCGGCGAUUCAGCUCUCACCUUCAGUCUCACCAGUUCAACAGGAGUAUCUCAGACAUCAAGUCAGCUUGAUGGUCCUCUGGCAUCCUUCACCACAGUGGGAAACCUACGCAGAAUAAGUCUCAAGACUCAAAAUCAAACAGGUUUUUGGGGAAUCAGUGUCAACUCUAAUAAUCCCUACUCUAUUAAAGUCACAGAUCAAAGUUCUGUGAACUUCAUCUAUACCCUUGUGGAAGUACAGCAGGGAACCGAAGGCAGCAUCAGUCCCAAGGAAGGACGUCCUGCUACAGGUGGUAAUAUCACUCUCCUGGUCACUGUGACUGGAAGUGACACCGCAACAGUUACAGAGGUCACUCUCUUUGACAGCUCAAGACGAAAGGAGCUCACCGGAUCAAUACAGGCAUUAGAAAGCAGCAACUUUCUGGUAACAUUCAAAGAAGUCACAGCAGGAGACUUUGUAGUCCGACUGAGAGGUGAAGACACCAGCUCCACAUCCCGGUCUGCUUCAUAUACCUUCCAGAGACAAGCCUCGACCCGGAUCACGACAUCCAGUCUCUCUGUUACUGCUCAAGCUAACACAACCAACAUAGAACCAGGCACUACCAUCUCCAUUCCUUUUACAGUGUCUUCAGUUGAAACUGGGACAUUCACAGUGCGAGUCAGCAAUGACCGUAGCUUUGGUAUUACCUCACCUGCAAAUGUCAUUAUUGCACCAAGUGAUGGAGGUAAAGCCAAUGGAACCAUAAGUUUAAGUGUUCCAGCCAGCACUGCAUCAGGCACAGAUGUGACCCUUACUAUUCAGGCACAAAAUGCAGAUGCCACUGACAUCAACUAUGCUAUCCUCCGGUUUUCUGUGACUGCCAAGGUUACAGAUUUGUCCAGUCCAGUCUGCCAGGUAGUCAAUAUAUCAGGUAUUUGUAAUGUCUCCUCCGUCCUCUGUGAGUUUUCUGAGUGGAAGUUCAUUGCUAAUCUCACCGAUGGCAUCAAUGGGACUGGCAUUGCAAGUAUCUCCCUCCGCCAAGGGAAUGGUACUCUUAAUACUACCACAGUGGUUGGACCUGACACUGAGAUUACCAAAUUGGUUACCUACACUGCCUCCUGCUGCUCACAGAAUGUGGAGCUGGCUGCCGUGGACAAAGUAGGAAAUGUGGGGACAUGUGUGGGACAAGCUAGAGUACUUACCACACCUGCUACAACUACUCCUCUAAUUACAACUACCCCUGAACCUACAACUACGCCUGUACCUACAACUACUCCUGUAACUACAACUCGUCAAGUGACCGAAACUACUACUAUAAAUACAACUUCUCCUGUCACUGCACCAUUUAACACAACAUCCACUGGAGGGCACACAAUGAGCAUAACACACUGUGUCUGGAUCAGUGUUGUUUUUUCUCUCCUUUGUAAAUAA